Molecule: messenger RNA, 1981 nt
Organism: Austrofundulus limnaeus
Lineage: Eukaryota; Metazoa; Chordata; Actinopteri; Cyprinodontiformes; Rivulidae
Gene: odad2
Product: outer dynein arm docking complex subunit 2
Exons: 13
Coding region: 72-1844 (590 amino acids)
Molecular function (GO): protein binding
Source: RefSeq, a predicted model, not a curated record
UGACGCAGUGGGAGAAAAACAGUCUGAGUUCUGGAAACAAGAAAAGGCUGGAACCAGGGGCCAAGAUCAAGAUGAAAACAGACCUCACUUUUUCUUCCUCACCUGGACGCUUGUCUUCCAAGAAGAAUAAAGCAGUGGGAAAAAAACCCAGUCUGAGCUCUAGAAACAAGAAAAGGCUGGAACCAAAGGCCAAGAUGGAAACAGACCUCACUGUGUCUUCUUCUCCCGGACGCUUGUCUUCCAGGAAGAAGAAGUCCCCGGCACGAGCUGCCUUUCUAGAACAUUUCAGUGAGACUUCCUCUGAGAGUGAGGAAGAAGAGCAGCCAUAUUCCAAUCCAAAGAGUAACACAACCCAAACUCCUGACUUCUGGAAGAUCCAGAAACGAUUAAAUUACCUGCGGGAAGCUGACCAGAGAGGCACUGUGCUUGUUCUUGUUGACCUGAUGGACUUUGAUUUAGCCAGUGAUUUUGGAGGCCUUCAAAUCCUCCUGAACUUGUUGGAUACAUCUGAGGUCAGAUGCAAAAUUGGGUCUCUAAAAAUUCUGAGAAAAAUCAGCCUCAACAAGCAAACCCAGCAGAGCAUCGUACGCAUAGGAGGCCUGCAGAACUUGGUGAAGAAUCUGGACGCACGAGAAAACCAGCUGAAGGCGUUAGCCGCUGAGACCAUCGCUAACGUGGCUCAGUUCCGCAGAGCGAGAAGAACUGUCAGACACUGCGGUGGCAUCAAAAAACUGGUAAAGCUGCUAGACUGCAUCCCUAAUUCAGCCAAGCCUAAUGCAAACCUGAGUAUGGACAUGGAGGUGGUUCGCUGUGGGGUCUUAGCUCUGUGGAGCUGCAGCAAGAGUACCAAAAACAAGAAGGCCAUUCUGCAAGCCGGGGCCRUCCCUCUGCUGGGACGCCUGCUAAAAUCUCCACAUGAGAGCAUGCUGAUCCCUGUUGUGGGCACCCUGCAGGAAUGUGCCACAGAGGAAAAGGUCAGGACUGCCAUAAUUACUGAAGGCAUGAUGAAGGACUUGGUGAAAAUCCUGAGCCGGGACAAUGAUGAGCUACAGAUGCAUUGUGCCAGUGCAAUCUUYAAGUGUUUGGAGGACAAAAAAACCUGUGAGCUGGUGUGCAAAUACAAAGGCCUGCAUCCUCUGGUCUUACUGCUCAGGAAAUCAGACAACAAGCAGCUCCUGGCUGCUGCCACUGGAGCCAUUUGGAAGUGUUCGAACAGCAUGGAGAACAUGAUGAUCUUUCAGGAGUACAACACUCUAGAGACUCUGGUUGGUCUGCUUCCUGAUCAGCCUGAUGAAGUGCUGGUCAAUGUAGUGGGAGCUCUGGCACAAUUCGCUCAGAUUGCAGCUAACAGGGCCGCUAUCUGCAAGGGUGGAGGCAUCAAGCUGCUAGUUCAGCUGCUCAACAAUUUAAACGAGACUCUGCUUGUGAAUGUAACCAAGGCUGUUGGAGCAUGUGCCGAAGACAAGAACAGCAUGGCCUUGGCAUUCCUCACUGAACUCGGGGUCGUCCCACUGCUGUCCAAGCUGACUAAAACAACUGAUGACAGGCUUCGAUGCUACCUAGCUGAAGCCAUCGGCCACUGCAGCAUGACGGACACCAACAGGGCAUCCUUUGGUGAGACCGGAGCUGUUGCCACUUUAGUAAACUUCCUGAAGUCCAAAGACCGGUCGGUCCAUCAGACCACAGCCAUGGCUCUGUACCAUCUGUCCAAGAAUGUCAACAACAUCAUYAUCAUGCACAAGAGAGGAGCGGUCCAGAUGAUGUGGUCCUAUUGGCUUCAUCAGAUCGUGAUCUCCAGCUCUCACUGGAGCUGUUCGCAUCCAAGUGUGAAGAGGCUGGGAUGAGGAUCACUGCCUCCAAAUCCAAGACCAUGGUCUUGAGUCGGAAAAGGGUUGGGUGCCUUGUCUGGGUCGGGGAGGAGGUCCUGCCCCAAGUGGAGGAGUUUAAGUAUCUCGGGAUCUUGUUCACGAAUGAGGGAAGA